Micropterus salmoides (largemouth bass) is the source of this 7364-nucleotide messenger RNA. RefSeq names its product SET domain containing 5 (gene setd5). NCBI's taxonomy places the organism in Eukaryota, Metazoa, Chordata, Actinopteri, Centrarchiformes, Centrarchidae. The transcript is spliced from 26 exons. Gene Ontology annotation, molecular function: protein binding. The coding region runs from base 923 to 5317 and encodes 1464 amino acids. The record is from RefSeq and is a predicted model, not a curated record.
GGCGUGGUUGUGUGUCAGUUUCGCUGGGACCCGCGGUCGAUGCCGGUGAGGAGGGGGAUGGGCGCCUCUGCGAAUGUAAGGAUCCGAGACAGAAUCAGAGCCCUGUAUCACAUACAGCAGCAUAUACCCCAUUAUAAAUAGCGACUGUAAAUAUACAAUACACUAAAAUAAAUGGAUUUAUCCAACGGGGAUCUAUAAUAGACACUCAAUGGAUGCAGUGCACCUGAACAGGACAGGGAAUUUAACUUUCCGCCUAUGCGUGGGAGACACUAAGAAGUUUGUUUCCUACCCCUGGAGAGGGAGCUACUUUUAAGGGCAAAGGAUACAGGAGACUCCGAGGCCGGCCCACAGGCCUACUGGUCUGGUUGGAUUUGAUGUUGGGAUACUCUGAGGACUUUCUACUGUACAUGAAUUUGCCUCGCUUGUACAAGUUUGGAAUGUCUCUUUAGGUCCCCCAUGACCGUGAGCCGUGGGCUACGGCUCAGCGGCGCCCCACCUCUGGAGUGGUCUGUUGCUGUAGUUGGGACCCUGUGAUUCCUCUACUCAUCUCUCCUCCUCCCCCCCCCAUCCCAUCCUGUCCCUCCCCUCCCCCUCCCCUUCCUCCCCCUCUUCCCCCCCUCCCACGCGUCGCUGUGCCGGACGUCAUGAGCAUAGUAAUCGCACUGGGAGUCACCACACCUGAAACGUCUUACUCAGAUAUGGCUGCUGGAUCAGACAGUUUUCUGUCUUCUCCACAAAGUCUGCUGGAGAGACCCGAAGAGAUGGGAAGUGCAGUCCACCAAAGACUAAACUUUACCAGACAGAAAUAAAGGAAAUACACCCUGAGUCAGUUGAAGCAAGCCCUGCCGUGAAUGAGAAAAACUACAACAACCACAGCUGUGGGAGCGCACAGAGUCAUGGGUAUCGGGGACUACCAUAUGCUAUGCAACAGUCUUCCGUUGUGUGUUGUCAGGAUCACAACUAUGGCGCGCCCCCUCCCCCAACCCCACCCGCCUCCCCGCUCUCCCAAACCAUCAUUCCCCGCAUGGAUCUCAACGGCGUGGUACGCGGCUCCCACUAUCACGAAACUACCGAGGACAACUCCGCUGACAGCGACAGCUCCUCGGAGGAAGACGGGGCCGUGGCCAGCUGGUGUCACUGCAGCCUGACACCGGAUGGCCUGCUCAUCAAAUGUGACAACUGCAGUGGACUCGACAGGAGGAAAGGAGCAGAAGGCCAACACAGAAAAACAGAAAAUGUCUCAGCUGGAGAGAGCAGUGCCACUGAGAGUGGUGACGAAGAGGUGUCGCCCUCUACUAUUUCCUACACCGCCACUCAGCAUACACCUACCAGCAUCAAACUUACUGUCAACCGGGUCAAAAGGAGUAAAUCCAAAAAGAGGAAGAAGAGCACGGAGAAGGCCCGUGGAACGCCGAAGAGCAAGAAAGUCAAAGCUUUCAGAGAGGGUUCUAGGAAGUCCAUGAGGAUGAAGAACUCAACAACAGAGGCCAGCGUGUUGGAUGAGAACACGACAGAGGGAUGGGAGAGCAGGAUCCGCCAGUGGACGGACCAGUAUGAGGAAGCUCUGGCCAACCAGUACAGCGCUGAUGUCCAAACACUUCUCCAGCUUCACCGCGCUGCCAACGCCACUGUCUCAAAGGCUGAGAGUGGUACCACAAUGCCUCCUUCCACCACACAGAUCCACGCCUCAGUCGACUCCAUGGAUACCAUCAACCGCACCAAGCUGGCCUGUAACAACACAGUGCUUGGCUCACAGAUGCAGCUCCAGUUGGGGCGAGUAACACGGGUGCAGAAACAUAGGAAGAUCCUCCGAGCUGCCAAGAACUUGGAACCAGACACACUCAUCAUUGAAUAUCGGGGAAAGGUCAUGCUUAAACAACAGUUUGAAGUCAACGGGCACUUCUUCAAAAAACCCUACCCGUUUGUGCUGUUCUACUCAAAGUUUAAUGACAUAGAGAUGUGUGUAGAUGCAAGGACCUUUGGAAAUGACGCCCGCUUCAUCAGGAGGUCCUGUACACCCAAUGCUGAGGUCCGGCAUAUGAUUGCUGACGGCAUGAUCCACCUGUGCAUCUACGCCGUCAGUCAAAUCACAAAGGACGCUGAGGUCACCAUUGGAUUUGACUAUGAUUUCAGUAGCUGCAAUUACAAAGUGGACUGUGCCUGCCAUAAGGGCAACCAGAACUGCCCGGUGCAGAAGCACAACCUCAGCCCCAGGGAGAGCUUGCUGAACCCCCCGUCCCUGCCGCCUCCCACUCCUCUGGUUGGUGCCGAGACCCGACGCAGAAAAGCCUGGAGGAGAGAGCUGGAGGGCAGCAUUGCUGGUGACGGCAACCAGAUCCUGGACCAGCACCAGGAGGGCAAAGAACUGCAGGGGGCCAGUGAUGCAGAGGAGAGACUGCUGGAUGAGGUGAAGGUUGAAGAGGGAGAGGAAGGAGAGGUGGAUGAAAAUGGGGUCGCCAUCUCCACUAAAAGAACAUGUAACAGUCUGGAAAGGAGGCGAAAGAGAGUGGGGGGAACAGAGGUAAAGGAGGAGGGUGUGGAAACUGAGGACGGGGCAGGAAACCUCGCAGAGAACACCCCCAUACCCCAUAACACUGGAGUGGGGGUCAGCACACGACGCACCACCUAUGUCAUGGAAGUGCCAUCUAUUGAAGAGAAGACCUCAUUACCCAACCUGCCUGCCCCAGUUGCUCCCCCUAAACCUGCACGACCUACCAAACCUCGGCCCAAAAGUCGGAUUUCUCGCUACCGGUCAAGUUCUUCCCAGCGUGCCCGGCGGCAGCGCCAGGCCCUCGCCCAGCAGGCAGCAGCGGCUGCUGCGGCUGCAGCAAUGGCAGCGGCGCCAUCAUCGGCUGAUCAGGGUGCUGCACUGGACGAGGAGGGAUCUCAGGGCCCGUAUGGUGCUGAACAUGGCAGUGGAGAGAGCAGUCUGGGGGGUCAUCUCCUAGAUGGAGAUGGCCAGGGUCUAAACUGCAUAAAUCGAGGCAACCUUCGCUAUCCCAAGACCAAGAAGUACCUGGUGACAGAGUGGUUGAAUGACAAGGUCCCUGGAGGGGAGAAGGUCCACCAAGAGGUGCCUGUUGAGCGCCUGCUGCGGAUAACCACUGACCCCACGGUGCUGGCCACCACCCUCAACAUGCUGCCAGGCCUCUCCCACUCAUCACUCAUAUGCACCACACCCAGACACUACGUUCGAUUCGGCUCCCCAUUCAACCCUGAGAGACGGCGGCCCCGCCCACUCCAAAUGGACGGCACUUACGGCUGCUACAAGAAGAGAUGGAUAAAGCAGCUGGAGGAUGAGAGCUGUUCGGCCAGUGUGGAGGAUGGCACAGAGUCCACCUCCUCCCAGCAAAGUACUAGUAGCAGAUCCACCCCCAACCCCCUGUCCAGCGAAGUCAUUGCACCUUUUAAGAAACGCCGCUCCAAGUAUAUGGCAGAGACAACCCCACCACCUUUGGACCACCUGCUUCGCCCACUGUCGCCCAUCACACCGCCACUCCCAGAGGACUCCCUCCACCCGUUGCUCCACACCACCUGUGGCUCCCUGCUGCAUAACGGCCUGAUCUACUCACCCAUGACCUCACUGCCCACCAGCCGCUGCAAUACACCUCUGCAAUUUGAAAACAUAUCAUCCCCUGAGGCUUCUCCCGUUCACCGGCCAGAGUCCAUCUCUCCUGAGCCAUGUCUUCAGACAGACUUUGACGUUCCUCGGCCUCAGUUCCCAGACCUGUCACUCCCCUCCAGCUUGGAGAGCCCUGUGGCUGUGACCUCAGACGAUUUUUCCCUUCCUGGAGGCCCUUCAGGCCCCGACUCCCAGGGUCCAUCAUCUGUAGGGAACAGUUCCCUAAACCCAGUGUCCUGUCCCUCAUCAGACCUAACCCCCCAAAACAGGGAGCAGGCCUUCAGGACAGAGUUUAACCUCAUAUACACCUGCUCGCCCCUCAACGCAAACCUGGGAAACCCUGUGGCCACCGACCUCCGCCUCUCCCAGUCAGAAGGUGGUUUCUCCCCAGCAGAGUCCUUCCACAGUUCCAUUAGCGGCCAGGGGCUUCUGGGAGAUGUGGGCCCCGGCCCCAUGUCACCCUAUGGCGAACCUCAUUAUGGGGGAGGCUACCCGGAUAGUGGAACACCUCCUCACACCAGCAACCCACCACAAAAGAAGAAGAGGGCCAACCAGCAUACCAUUAGUCUGCUGACAGGAAAGCCAGAUUACCAGGCUAUAGCUGUAAGAAGUGAAUACAAGCCAGUACAAAAUAUGGUGUCUUUGCUGGAGUACCGUAAGAGGAAGCAGAGCAGUGGUCGCGACUCGGAGCCAGUCGGCAGUAGCUCAUCUCUGGGUAGCACCCCCACCAGGCCUGGCUCCCACUACAGCCAGGAAUCCCAUCAUUCCCAUACCCAUUCCCAUUCCCAUCAGCAGAUGCAGUCCCUGGCCUCCCCGCACAGCUCGUUCUCUUCCUCAGCACACUCCUCCUCCAUCCCACAGAUAGAGGAGGUCAGUCCUCCAGACCACCAGGGCUCGUCCAGACGCCAGGACAGCAACAACCAAUGGAUGGUCCCCACUACUGUUGAACGUCUAAGGGAAGGUCAGGGGGGUCUGGAGCGAGUGCUAAGAAGCAUCAAGAUGGAGCGGAUUCAGAAGAGAAGUGAUGGUUCUACAGAGAAGGAAUCUGAUGCAGAUCGAUAUGAGGUGCAGGCAGCAUCCAUGGCUUCUCCCAUGAAGAGUCCACACAGAUACAGUCCCUCUGUGUACUCUCACCAGUCAUCAGAAAGCCACCAGCAGACCGACAGUCCGUCGUUUCUCCAGCAGACCUCCAAUUCUCCAUUCCGGGGUUCUUACAGUCCCUCAUCAGGCCAGAGCUUCUACCCUCGCCCCUCCUCCUCUCUGUCCCAGGACCACCCUCCCUCCUCCUAUCCCAGUCAGACUCCCACCUCUUCCUCAGACUCGAGGCCGCCAGCAGGCUCUGUGCACCAGCAGAGUGGCGGUAGUAACGUGGACGGAGGUCACGGCUAUGGCAGUAGCCACUUAAAAGCGAGCCUCAUGAACAGCAGUGGCAUGGUGGGGAGCCCCAACCCGGGACCCAGGGCCCACGGGCAGACUAAAAUAGACUUGGGCGCUCAGGCCUCCAGAGGGAGUCAGCAGCAGGCCUCUCGCAGCCUGAAGUCAGGCAGCCCUGGCCAGACGGCGCUGCAGGCCGGCUCCAGGCUGCUGUCGGCCUCUGGACCGACACACUACCCACAGCGAGGGACAAGCCUCAGUCAGUUCCAGCACUCCCCCCUCCAGGGACCCGGAGUAAGGACACAGUCAGGAAGCUUUUAGGACCUUGUUCAAGUGUGUUUGUAAGUGUGAGUGUGUGCGCGUGAGUGUGUAUGAAGGUUCAUACCUCCUCAACCCCUAAAGCUGUGGUGAAAUGGGGCUCAGGGAGUUUGGGGAGGGGAAAUGUACAGACCUUAAGAGGAGCAAGGACUUCUUUACGGAUUUCUCCUUUUCUUAUUUUCUGUCUUUUCUUUCUUUGUUUUCAGAAAAAAACAAAUUACCACAUUCUGCACAGAGCUAAUCAUUGACUUUGGACAUCAUCACAGAAUCAGUGGAAAAAGCGAUUUGGAUGAUGCGUUCUGCAGAAAAACAAGAAAUCAAAUGUAACUUGAAAUUUUCCCCAGUGUUUCCUCACGUGCCGGACUGUGCAAACAGGCUCUAUAUUGUCGGAGAGUAAAAACUUCCACAAAAAAAAUGUCUGUAAAAUGUUCUAAAAUGCCGUACCUGUCGUCAUGGUACCCAGGUUGGAUAAAUGUUGAGAUGCAUAUGUAACUGAAAGCAAGAGUUGUUUUAUUUUAAAAAACAUUUUCAAUGUCAAUGUUACUCUUUUUGAUUUGGCGGGUGGCCGAGUCUGUGCUGCAGUAAACAAGUGUUUGAUUUGAAAAGGGGGAAAUAAUACAAGCAAAGGCAACAUGUUAAUCAUCCGUUCUAAAGAUGCAUUAGAGAGGCAGGGGGAAGGGUUUCUCCUUGGAUACGAUCAUUCCACAUGAUUACCAGCUUCCACGUUCUCUCACUAAACAUGAAAACAGACACCCUUUUUUCUCUAGGUUUUCCGUCUGUUCCGAUAUUCUGUUGUUUUGGGUUCUCUUCUGUUCUCUCAUCCCCACUGGACUGUUUGAUUUCACAUUAGGACUACUUCACUGUAGACUUCUGAUAUUGUACUUGAGACGUACAGGUCUUAUGAUUCAUGGUGCUGCAUUCUUGUUUUUUCCAAUAAAUUUGAAAUCCAGUUAUGUUCCCCACCUACUGCUGCAUUCAUCUUGUCAUUGAAUCAGUUGAAAUCAGUUUUAUUUUUCUCCAAAUUCAUGCUAAUCAUAUAUUGUAGAGAUGAAAUGCAGGAACAAAAUAAGAGGCAGAUAAUCCAACUUUAUUUUAAUGUUGGAUUUGACUGUUUUUAUUCAGCCGGUUUCUUUAAAUAUAGAUAUGUAUAUGUAUUUCUUCUGACCAAUCCUUGCAUUCCGUGCGACACCAAGGAAAACCGGGAAGGGGACACUCUGAAUGAGUGUAUGGAUUGUUUAUAAAAACUAGGUAAAAAAAGCUGCUAUUUUUCUCCUGUGAGAGCUGCUUCCUUUUCCACAGAAUGCUGUAUUUUUAUUUUUCCUUUUAACUCUGAUCCUCACAAACUGACUUGUAAAGAAAGAGGCGGUUCUCCUGUCCGCUUCAGUGGGACCUCAAACCGACAUUAAGCUGGCAGCUGGCAGCAGGAGUCACCCUCUCCUCCCUGAGACUUUUAUUUUGGACCAGAUGUGGAAAACAGCCUUGUUUGUGUGGAAGACUUCAAGGACCGAGAACAGUCAUGAGACUGGACCCCCCCCCCCCCCCCCCCCCCCCAGUCCACCAACACACAGAAGGGUACUUAGUGAAUGUUUGACAGAUUGAAAAAAUAAAGUUGUGACCCAAAAUUAACCAGCACCUUAAAAUGAAAGAAAUACAACCUAAAAACACAAUAGGACAAUAUGUAUUGUGAUGUGUACCUGUAUAGAAAGAAAUGUGAUGCAGACCUAUAUGGACAAAAUACAGUGCACUGAGUUAAUCGCAUGAUGUUUGUUUUUAGGGUCUGAGUGACCAACUUGUUCAGAUCGUUGGAAGCUAAUCAUCGGGUGUGUUCCUGGGUUCCUCCAAAAACCAGACGCUGCAUUCUUUUUUGUUUUGUUUUGUAAAGGUCAUUCUGUUAGUUUGGUUUUAUUUUUACACAGAUCAUAGUAGUAGCUAUUUUAUUGUUCCUCUCCAAAAGGUUUAAGAAGCAAAAGAUGUAAUGCAUUUUGAUAAUAAAAUAAUCAUGAUGGUAAUGUAUUUUGGAAACUACCAUUGUGAUGUGUCAUUUGAGGAA